Messenger RNA from Thamnophis sirtalis, 1708 nucleotides. Lineage: Eukaryota; Metazoa; Chordata; Lepidosauria; Squamata; Natricidae. The record is from RefSeq and is a predicted model, not a curated record.
UGCCCGGGCCAUCCGGGGGCUGCAGGGAUCCAGGAGCCCCCCUGCAGCCUGGAAGAUGAUGAGGUUUUCCUGGGCACCGAGGCGAGGACCAGCGCCACCCAAGCGGAUCCCUUCCGCCACUGCAGUGUGGACGAGCUUUACCAACUGCUGGAGACGCUGGGCAGCGGGCACUUCGGGGUGGUCCGGCGUUGCCAGGAACGGAGCACCGGAGUUUUCUACGCGGCCAAAUCCGUCAAGGUGCGGAAGCGCAAAGGCAGCCGGCUGGGCCUGGAGCGCGAGCAGGUGGAGCGCGAGGUCCGCAUCCUGCAGCAGCUGCAGCACCCCAACAUUAUGCGCCUCUACGACGUCUUCGCCAACCAAGCCGAGAUGGUGCUGAUCCUGGAGCUCAUCCUGGGAGGCGAACUCUUCGACUUCAUUGCGGAGAAGGAGCUGCUGUCCGAGGACGAAGCCAUCGAGUUCCUGCAGCAGAUCCUCCUUGGCCUGGCCUACAUGCACGGCCUCCACAUCGCUCACUUUGACCUCAAGCCGGAGAACAUUAUGCUGCUGGAGAAGGGCGUCCCCAAAGCCAAGAUCAAGAUCAUCGAUUUUGGGCUGGCGCAGAAGCUGCAGGAAGGGGUGGCCUUCAAAAGCCUCUGCGGGACCCCCCAGUACAUCGCUCCUGAAGUGAUCAACUACGAGGCCCUGAGCACAGCCACAGACAUGUGGAGCAUUGGAGUGAUUACCUACAUCUUGCUUAGCGGCACGUCCCCAUUCCAGGGGGAGAAGGACGAGGAGACCCUCUGUAACGUGGUCUCCGGGAAUUACGAGUUCGAGGCCAGGUAUUUCAGCCAAACCUCCGAGAUGGCCAAGGACUUCAUCCAGAAACUCCUGCUGAAGGAGCCCAGGGACCGAAUGACAGCAGCUGAAUGUCUCCUUCAUCCCUGGAUCAAGCCCCUCACCCGGAAGCAGGCCGUGAACCGGAGCCGUUCUUCCAUCAACAUGAAAAACUUCCGCAAAUUCAACGCCCGCCGGAAGUGGAAGCUCUCCUACAACAUGGUCUCGGCCUGCAACCGUUUCUGCCGGCUGCAGCUCCUGUGCCAGCAGCAGAAGCCGGACGAGGAGGUGACGGCCCUGCGGGACUGCGAGAGUGACCAGGAGGACCAGCCCAGCAGCCCGGGGGUCUUACUCCGCAGGCGUCGAAGCAUCUGCUCCUGAGUUCCACCCUCCGUCCUUCUGCUCAGAGGCCAGCAUGAGAGCGUCCUCUCCUGUCACCGGGGAGACCCCCAGAAGGAGGCAGCGCUUGGCUCUUCUGCGUGGCCAGAAAGGGGGGCUCCGGCUGUUCAGUGCAGUGGGGGGGGGUCCUUCCAUAUUCCGCCUGGGGGAUCACCUGAGCCCCUCCUCCUCUGCAUUUUGGCCCCACACGACGCCCCCCACCAUAGCUGCCUAGAACAGCCUCCCUGGGGGCCCCCAAGAGGAACGGAGGCUCCCUUUUCAGAUGGGAGUUCCUGGGAGUCUCUGCUCUGCUUGACUCGGGUUUCUGUGGCUGUGGGAAAGGCCCCUUCUAAUGCAACUGGGAGGGGCCCCUUGCUGCUCCCCACCCCGGCCCCGGGCUCCCCCUGCCUCCUUUGGAGAACAGUCCUCAAACAUCUGACCAAGGACAGCCACGAGGAAGUGCCUGGCUGGUUGUAACUUUUUUUUUUAAUAAUAAAAUAUUUGUCAAAAGGGGAAA